GUAACUGCAAAAAAUCGCCUAAUUGGCUGACGAUGAUCUCGUCAAAGCCGAGGCACCGGAAAUUUUGCCUUCAAUAACCCUUGCUCUUGGCAACAUUGAUUCCAACAAUGCCGACAUCAUUUGCGACAAUGAUGAUGUUAGCAACGACGGCGACGGCGGCGGAGGAAAUGAAACAUAAGCAAAAUAAGUUGUACAAUAUUGGUAUAAUACAUACAAUUAUACAAAGUUGCAUCCCCGAAUUCUCAAUUAUCCUUUUCAAUCCAUCUUUUAUCCUUAUUCAAAAUUCAAUGAACAACAAAGAUAAAAGAUACUCGGAGUUGAUAGAAUCAAGUUUUGGAACAAUCCAAGAAAAUAAGACAAGAGGUACACUGCGCGAUUCAAAAGCAAAAGCACAAAGAAAAUCGUUCCAAAUUUGGACGAAUUGCACGGCCCGUCCGCAUUGCUGCGGCACUGAAUUUAUACGCUACGGCAGGAUAUUUGCCAAUUCCGUCCUCGCCAGCAGGAAACGCACCGGUUCAGCAAGCACCGGUUCAGCAAGCGCCGGCAGGAUAUGCACCGAUAUUUUCCGCGCAGGAUACAUAUCGGCUCCAUUCGGAUCGGCGGGAUACGUACCGGCUCCGUCCGGACCAGCAGGAUACGUACUUGCUCCAUCUGGCGGACUGGCAGGAUACAUGCUGUUUUACAAAUAA
Atta colombica is the source of this 689-nucleotide messenger RNA. RefSeq lists its product as uncharacterized. The coding region runs from base 108 to 689 and encodes 193 amino acids. The record is from RefSeq and is a predicted model, not a curated record. The transcript is spliced from 2 exons. Lineage: Eukaryota; Metazoa; Arthropoda; Insecta; Hymenoptera; Formicidae.